AUGAAAGUUGCAGUACUGAUACUGCUGUUUGCCAUAGUUUGUGUCCAAAAUGGCACAUUUGGACAGCAGAAAUCUACGACAAAGCCAACCACUAAAAUAAGAACCAGCAGCAACAAAGGGGCGGUUUCCGGGAAACUUUCUCAAACCACCAAAUCGAGUCAAGCCAUGAAGCAGUCUACGACGAAAAAGGUAUCAGUUACCACUUUGAAAAAAGGUGUUACAACCCGAAAGAGUCAAGCCAUGAAGCAGUCUACGACGAAAAAGGUACCAGUUACCACUUUGAAAAAAGGAGUUACAACCCGAAAGAGUCAAGCCAUGAAACAGAGCACAACAACAAAGAAAACUCCUACAACAACCACAAGAAAAGUCACAACACCAAAGACAGGAAAACUGAGCACUACAACUGAGUUUAAAUUUGAUCGUUCCUGGUUGCGAUCAUUGAAACAACCAACAUUCCACCUUAUACUUCCAAACGAAGAGCCGGAAAACAGAACAACGUCUUCCGUUGCCCCAGCCGAAACGUCACCGGUGAUCACAACAGAAACUACGACAGAGACGGAAACCCCAACCUUGGAGACAACACUGGCCGAUUCGAUGGAAGCGGAAUCAAGGGAAGAUGAACAAUCGACGGAGCAGACAAUGGCGAGCACUCAGGAAUCGUCUGUAGCAGCAGAAACCGAAGAGGCGUUUACGGAAGCUGUCACAGAAACUUCGUCGUCAUCGCAACCAAUGAAUGAUGGUCAACUAGUGACAACCACACGGAGGAAGCUACUCAAACGCAAGAAGACUACCCCUAUGCCGAUUUCGACGACAAAAACGGGUAGGAAACUGUUGAAACGGAAGAUUACAACCACUACGGAACCGAUGAUGUAUUGAAAACUGUCUGAGAAUCAAAGAGCAAACUGA
Molecule: messenger RNA, 906 nt
Organism: Uranotaenia lowii
Lineage: Eukaryota; Metazoa; Arthropoda; Insecta; Diptera; Culicidae
Exons: 11
Coding region: 1-876 (291 amino acids)
Source: RefSeq, a predicted model, not a curated record